Amaranthus tricolor (Joseph's coat) is the source of this 1218-nucleotide messenger RNA. RefSeq lists its product as uncharacterized. The coding region runs from base 1 to 1218 and encodes 405 amino acids. The record is from RefSeq and is a predicted model, not a curated record. NCBI's taxonomy places the organism in Eukaryota, Viridiplantae, Streptophyta, Magnoliopsida, Caryophyllales, Amaranthaceae. The transcript is spliced from 7 exons.
AUGGAGAAACUUUUAGAGGUCAUUAACUGUCCAGCGCACCUAAAAGUAAAGCUGGUUUCCUUCUACCUAUCUGGUCCAACUGAGUUAUGGUGGCGUUCUGUCAAGGCCACUAUGACAGAUACCUUUUGGGAUGAUUUCCUUAUAACUCUUCGUCAACAAUUCUAUCCGCCAUCACUUCAACAGAAAAAGGAGAAUGAGUUCUUACAUCUUCGUCAGGGUCUUAUGACCGUGAUUGAGUACAGUUGUAAGUUCAAUGAGCUGUCUCGAUUUGCUUCUGACAUCGUAAGCAAAGAAAGUGUUCGUGCUUCCCGCUUCUUUGAGGGUCUUAAUCUUAAGAUCCAAAAGGGGAUCGGGAAGGAUCCUAACUUCCGAGAUCUCUACAACCGAGCGCUUGAGAUCACCGAGGUCGUUCAUGCACUGGGAAGAUCAUCUGCUUCAAAUGCAAAAAGGAGGGUCAUGUUUCCACUAACUGCCGAGAAGGGAUCCAGUUGGGAGCUAGUAGUACUGGAUCUACUUGGUUUACCUCCAAGGAGAGAGGUUGACUUUCAUAUUUAUCUAAUUCCUGAUACUACCCCUAUCUCUAAGACUCCGUACCGUUUUGCUCCAGCUGAGUUAGCCGAAUUGAAAAAGCAAUUGGAUGAGUUAUUAGAGAAAGGUUUUAUCCAACCUAGUGUGUCACCCUGGGGAGCCCCUGUUCUGAUAGAUGAUUUGUUUGAUCGGCUAAGAGGUGCUCAGGUGUUCUCGAAGAUUGAUUUAAGGUCUGGAUAUCAUCAAUUGAGGAUAGCCAAGGAGGAUGUUCCUAAAACAGCAUUUCGGACCCGAUAUGGACAUUAUGAGUUUUUGGAAAUUUCUUUUCUAGGUCAUAUGGUGUCUAAAGGUGGAAUUUCUGUAGAUCCUGAGAAGAUUAAAGUAAUAACGGACUGGCCGAUUCCUAGAAAUGUGACUGAACUUUGGAGCUUUUUGGGAUUAGCUGGGUACUAUAGGAAAUACGUUGAAAACUUUUCUAAGUGCCUAGUCUGCCAGAGGGUAAAGUUUGAGAGACAAAAGAGUUUAGGGUUGCUUCAACCCUUGCCUGUCCCAGAUUGGAAGUGGGACUCGAUUUCUAUGGACUUUGUGAUGGUGGAGUUCGCCUACAACAAGAGUUUCCAAUCUAGUAUUAUGAGAAGCUCUUUAUGGAAGGAAGUGCCGAGUACCUUUGUGUUGGGAUUUGAUGGAUAG